Molecule: messenger RNA, 1339 nt
Organism: Carassius carassius (crucian carp)
Lineage: Eukaryota; Metazoa; Chordata; Actinopteri; Cypriniformes; Cyprinidae
Exons: 3
Coding region: 752-1339 (195 amino acids)
Source: RefSeq, a predicted model, not a curated record
GUUCAUGAAUUGACUAUCUCUCUCUCGUCUAGUGUGCUGUUGUGUGUGUGUGCCUGUGGGCGUGGUCACUGAUCAGCGAUGAUCAGCAGCGCCAGCUGGAUUCAAUUGUUUGUUCCCUUUAUAAGUUCAGUAACCUGUGUUUCAUGUUGUCAGAUCGUUGUACUUCCCGGUGUGUUCCUGUACCUGUUCCCGUGUCUGUCUAGUCGGUUGGAUUCCCCGUAUUGUCGUCGUUCUUCCCUGGAUUACCACUCAGCACUGGAUCACUGAGCACCGUCACGAAGGAUUACUACACUGACCGGGUAUUAUUCGAGGGAUCAUCACUGGAUUGAGCACCACCACCAGUUGUCCAUCGAAGUCCCUGUGUCACUGUUCCACCCUGCCUUGUGUCUGCCCGCCUGUGCUUCUGUGUUACUUCGUCAUUUCUGAUCUUUGUGCUGAUUUAAUAAACAGCGUUUGCAUUUACAUCCUGUUUCUGUCUUACGUAACAGAACGAUCUUACCCGUUAUGGAUGUAGCAGGCGCUACAACGUGGGACGAGUUCGCGGCUUGAAGCAUCACUAGAAUGGACACCCAAGAGGUGAACAUCUCUCUCACAGGAAGGGCGGUCAAAGCGCUUGUGACGCAGGUGUCCGAGCUCACCCAACAGAUACAACAGUUAAGAGUUUCCACUGCGCCACCCACACCGCCAGCUCCGCCCCCUCCACCAGAGCCGCGGCCGCGGCGAGAACCGAGACUGCCUACACCAGAAGGAUAUGCAGGAGGAGGCAGUGAAUUUAUCUAACGUGCCCGAAGAGUACCAGGACCUGAGAGAAGUGUUCAGUAAGUCUCGUGCUGCUUCUCUUCCUCCACAUCGUCCCUACGACUGUGCCAUAGACUUAGUACCAGGGUACAUCGUCUCGUCUGAGGGAAUGCGUAUGGAUCCUGACAAGGUUAAGGCUGUGAUAGAUUGGCCAAGUCCAGAUUCCCGUAAGGCCCUACAGAGGUUUCUGGGAUUUGCCAAUUGUUAUCGACGUUUUAUUCGUAACUUCAGCCAACUAGUCGCGCCUCUGACUGCCUUGACCUCCCCCAGAACGACGUUCAGGUGGUCUGAUACAGCGGAAGCUGUAUUUGCCAAACUUAAGAGCCGCUUCGUUUCGGCUCCCAUCCUCGUUGCCCCUGAUCCAUCACGUCAGUUCGUGGUGGAGGUCAACGCACCAGAGGUGGGGGUAGGAGCAGUUCUUUCCCAACGUUCUGCCACAGACGACAAGAUUCACCCUUGCAUGUUUUUGUCUCAUCGUUUAUCACCUGCCGAACGUAAUUAUGACAUUGGUAACAGAGAGUUGUUGGCAGUCUCCGCCUGA